AUGGCCUCACAGAGACGCAUACACUGCCGAGAACCCCGACACAAUCCAGACGUCGGGACUCGAAUCCAAGAAUGGUUCAAUAAGCCCGCGCAAGGACUCAACUUCAGUCCUGGUCUACCAGUGAUGAUGCUACUUCCACUGGCGGGAGCGGCGAAGCUCUUUCACUGGAACGCGGCUAUAGUUCUAGUAGUCAAUAUCGUUGCCAUCAUAUUCCUCUCAGAGAGUAUCUCAGUCUCGAGCGACGAACUCGCUGAACACCUGGGGGAGUUGCAAGGUGCACUUCUGAGUGCUACUUUUGGAAAUACAGUCGAGCUAACGGCGGGCAUUCUGGCUUUGGUCCAUGGCGAGAUCCGAUUCGCGCAGUCUGUCAUGGUUGGUAGUAUUUUGUCGGACAUUCUGCUUGUUUUCGGUGUGUGUUUGAUCACAGCCUCCUACAAUAAAGAUGUGCUUCAUUUCAACGGCGCCCUGGCAAAGACCCUGUCUUCGUUGAUGAUGAUCACAGCCGUGGCAAUCCUCCUCCCAACGGCACUCUACUCAACUUUCCCAGUAUCUGAAAUUGACGACAGAGUGCUAUCAUUCUCCCGGGGAACAGCAAUAGUGCUACUCGCUCUAUAUGGAGGGUAUCUUUACUUCUAUCUCGGUACUCACAAGCAUCUCUUUGUCACAAGUGAUAGCGAGGCCAGUGAUGAUGAAGACGACACCAAGCCCGAGCCCAGAACACCAGCCAGCCUUGCAUCAUCAAUAAUUCGGCUUACCACGGCUGUUGCGGCUACAGUAUUCUGCACUGAACUCCUCAUCGAAAGCACAGAAGACAUGGCGCAGACACUCGGUGUAUCAGAGGUAUUCAUUGCGAUUGUCUUUAUUCCAAUUGCGAGUAACAGUACCGAGGGAGUGACAGUGGCUGCCUCAUCCAAGUCAGGAGAUACCGACUCGGCAAUCCGGGUGAUCAUUGACAGUCUCUUGCAGAUUGGCUUAUUUGCCAUUCCAUUCUUGGUUAUUGUUGGAUGGUGCAUUGGAGAGCCAAUGACGCUAUUCUUUGACUCAUUGCAGACUGUUGCUAUGUUUUUGUCUAUCCUGGUUGUGAAUCAUCUUCUCAGAGAUGGUCAAUAUGCUUACAUUCAUGGUGCCAUGCUUCUUGCUCUGUAUUCCGGCCUGAUUGCUGCAUUCUACACUCGCUAG
Penicillium salamii is the source of this 1179-nucleotide messenger RNA. NCBI's taxonomy places the organism in Eukaryota, Fungi, Ascomycota, Eurotiomycetes, Eurotiales, Aspergillaceae. The record is from the annotation of a GenBank genome assembly.